Dicentrarchus labrax (European seabass) is the source of this 669-nucleotide messenger RNA. It is a transcript of the gene birc5b, whose product is annotated as baculoviral IAP repeat containing 5b. The transcript has 4 exons. Bases 96 to 539 code for a protein of 147 amino acids. The record is from RefSeq and is a predicted model, not a curated record. Lineage: Eukaryota; Metazoa; Chordata; Actinopteri; Moronidae.
AGCACCUGCGGAAGUGUGCAAAGGCACGCUUCACAUGUCCAUAUGAACAACUACACUGUGAAUUAAAGUCAGUUGAGCCAGUUUUUGCUGAAGAAAUGGCCAGCAUAGAUGUACUGACAACAAGGUUUUACUCAUAUGAUAAAAUGUACAGUCAGGAGUUACGCGAACAAAGAUUUGUGGACUGGCCGUUUAGAGAGGAAUGUAACUGCACACCUGAAAAGAUGGCCAAGGCUGGGUUCGUCCACUGCCCCAGUCAGAAUGAGCCUGAUGUUGCCUGCUGUUUCUUCUGUCUGAUUGAGCUUGAGGGCUGGGAGCCAGAUGAUGAUCCCUGGUCUGAACACAUAAAACGCUCCCCUAAUUGUGGAUUUUUAACCAUGAAGAAAGACUUCACCGAACUAACUGUGGCUGAAUUCUAUCACAUGGAAAAGGAGAGGCUAAAGAUCUACCUUAGGAAGGUUUGUCAUAAGAAGAUGGCAUAUUUGCGGGAUGACAUAGACCACACGCUUGAGAGCCUUAAAUCUCAGUUGGAGUCUAUAUGAGUGAAAUCAAAAUUCCUGUCUACAUAGUAAUUGUAUUGCAUCACUAAUCUGUGGCAAGAGGCUGUAGUAUUCACUCAACAGUCUGAUGUACUGGCAGUUUGAAAUAUCAAUAAAGUUUUGAGAAAUAUUA